AUGGAGUCAAUAGCGAGGAUCUCGAGUCUCAUGGAGACCGCGAGGGAGCUCACCCUCGAUGCUGCCCAGGCGACGCGUGGUGCGCGCACGAGCUCAAGACCUUUGGACCGAAACCAGAUGAGGAAGUUGUUGGAUAGCAGGAACGAUCGCGAGGUCCUCGAGGGUCUACGGCGUGUUAUGGCGAUGAUGUAUCGAAACCACAAGACUCUACCAUUCUUCUCUUCUGUCGUCAAGAAUGUCGCCUCGCCGAACAUCGAAAUCAAGAAGCUUGUCUACAUAUACCUCAUCCACCAUGCCGAACAGGAGCCCGAUCUCGCACUCCUCUCCAUCAACACUAUUCAGAAAUCCUUAUCCGAUCAGAACCCCCAAGUCCGAGCUCUCGCCCUCAAGACCAUGUCCGGAAUUCGAGUUCCCGUCAUCAGCCAGAUUGUAUCUCUCGCUAUCAAGAAGGGUGUGGCCGACAUGAGCCCCUACGUGCGGAAAGCAGCUGCCCUCGCAAUUCCUAAAUGUCAUCGAUUAGACCCGAGUCAAGCGCCGCAGUUGAUCGAUUACUUAUCGACUCUGCUGGGUGACAAGCAAUACUAUGUCGCUGGAGCUGCUGUGUCAGCUUUCCUCGAGAUUUGUCCCGACCGAAUAGACCUUAUUCACAAGCACUAUCGGACGCUGAUCAAGCAAGUGGUGGAUAUGGACGAAUGGAGUCAAUUGGCAACACUACGACUGAUGAUGUAUUAUGCGCGAAAGUGCUUCCCUCGGAGGACAGAGUCGCCAGACGAAUCGACCGAAAACUCCCAGGAUCAGCGAGUGGACGACUUCUACGGGGAAUCGCGACAAGGUAGUCGAAGUCAUGGGUCUUCAGUACUUGACCCGGAUCUGGAAUUGCUCCUAAAUGGCAUCAGACCUCUACUGCAGAGUAGGAAUGCCGGUGUUGUUGUCGCUGUUACUCGGUGCUAUGUCGAUAUCGGGACACCCGAGUACGUGAAGCAGGCUAUUGGCCCCUUGAUCGCCUUGCUUCGUGGAGCUCAGGAUAUCCAGGAGACUGCUCUUUUCAACAUCGUCUCCGUCUGUCUUCUUCGGCCCACCGAUUUCGUCAAAUAUGCCAGCCAUUUCCUGGUUCGAGCCACCGAUACUGCUCCUGUGUGGGAAUUAAAGUUGGAGAUCCUGACGAUCAUCUUCCCUCACAGUCCACCACAUGUUAAAAGUCUUAUUCUGAAGGAACUUGAACACUUCUCGCAAGGAACAAACAAGGCAUUAGUUCGAGAGGCGGUGCGCGCUAUCGGCCGCUGCGCCCAGACUGAUACCUCUGCGGCUCCUCGAUGCUUGAAGUUACUCCUCGGUCAAAUCACUAGCUUGGACGGCACCCUCGCUGCCGAGUCACUGACAGUCAUUCGUCACCUGAUACAACAGGACGUCCAGGGACAUGUUGGGACAGUUGUUCGCCUAGCAAAGAAUCUCGACUCUGCAACUGACCCCCAGGCUCGUGCUACAAUCAUCUGGCUUGUGGGUGAAUUCUCAGGUCUGAAUGGAGAGGACAACAUUGCGCCAGAUGUUCUUCGCAUCUUGCUCAAGGAGUUUUCUAAUGAAUCGCCAGUGGCUAAGCAACAGAUUCUGCUCUUGGGGGCCAAGGUUUACCUCCACCACCUCAACCGAAGGACUGAAGCUGAGAAGGAGAGAGACGCUGAGGAGGACCCGCCUAUGCAUACAGAUACUCAUCCUAUUGUGAGGCUAUGGGAGUACGUCCUGCUACUUGUGAGAUAUGAUACAUCGUUCGAUCUCCGCGACCGCGCGAGAAUGUAUCGAUCGCUCCUUGCAGUUCCCCAGCUGGCGACGCUGAUGCUCCUUGCUGAGAAGCCAGCACCACAUGCCCCGAGUCCAUCAGAAUCUCGAAAGGGAUUCCUCUUGGGUUCUUCCACAUUAGUGCUUGCAGGUGGCGGUGGUAUUCAUGGUCUUCGGGGCUAUGAACCCUUACCUGAUUGGGUCGAGGAAGGAAAACAGCCUGAUCGCCGACUUCGAGAACCUGAAGGCAGUCAAAGUUCUAGGUACGACGUAGAAAGAAGUACACUGCCUGCCAGUGAAAGACUCGACGAGGCGGCCAAGACAGUCAUGCCUAGCAGAUCAAACGGCACGGGGACAGGCACGGGUGAAGCAGUGGGUGCGAAGACUCUGGAUGACUGGCUUGCAGAAGAAGAGCAAGAAAGCGAGGAGACGGAAGAAGAGACGGAAGAAGAAUCAUCGGAGGAGGAGGAAGACGAUGAGGAGGAGGAUGAUGAGGAGGAAGAAGAGACUGAUAGCGAUGACGAUGGGGAAGCCGAUAGACUGGUCAAAUCCUAA
Fusarium fujikuroi IMI 58289 is the source of this 2328-nucleotide messenger RNA. RefSeq names its product related to beta-NAP protein. Gene Ontology annotation, biological process: intracellular protein transport; vesicle-mediated transport. The coding region runs from base 1 to 2328 and encodes 775 amino acids. The record is from RefSeq and is a predicted model, not a curated record. NCBI's taxonomy places the organism in Eukaryota, Fungi, Ascomycota, Sordariomycetes, Hypocreales, Nectriaceae. The transcript has 3 exons. Gene Ontology annotation, cellular component: membrane coat. Gene Ontology annotation, molecular function: clathrin binding.